UGCAAUCAUUUGUUACAAACUCAUAGGCAAUGCCAGUACGCCCCACAGGCGCACGAACAUCAAAUAACAAGUUAAAUAUAUCAUUGGUGCUGCUGCUGCUAUUCCUUUUUCCUGUUCAAGUCACAGCCGAGCCCGAAAACUGCUCCUUUAUCGACGGCUUAAUACUGCAGCACGACUGUCGCGGCACAAUUGAUCGCGAACUCCGCUUGUCGUAUAAGGAUCACCAUCUGGCUAUUGACACGCCCUAUGCCAUUUGGAAGCGUGAGGAUUACAUGGGCACCCAUAUGCUACUUAUCGUAUUCUAUGAGACUCCGCUAUUCAGUUGCUAUAAUCUGGUGUUCUCCAACGAACAGUUUUAUUGCAACGGCCAAAAUGCUGCCAUGGAGCUGGAAAGGCCAUAUUUUUUUCAUUGCUUGCCUUUUUCAUUUAGCUAUGUGGACGAUUUGUUUCGAAAGUGUGAACAGAGUUCUGAUCAGCUGCUGACACAGCAACAACCUUGGCUCCUUCGCAUUUGGCAGGAUCACGAAUCUGGCCAGACACAUCGACAACUGUUGACACAGCAACAACCUUGGCUCCUUCGCAGUGGGCAUGACCACGAUACUGGACUGGGACCAGUAUGA
This is a messenger RNA of Scaptodrosophila lebanonensis, 620 nucleotides long. RefSeq lists its product as uncharacterized. The record is from RefSeq and is a predicted model, not a curated record. Lineage: Eukaryota; Metazoa; Arthropoda; Insecta; Diptera; Drosophilidae. The coding region runs from base 30 to 620 and encodes 196 amino acids. The transcript is spliced from 2 exons.